AGCCAGGUCGCGACCCGUGGACCAACUUGUACUGCUUCAAGACGAAGGUCGCCCCCAAGGAAUCUGUUAUCGCGGGCCCAUGCAACAGCAGCUCGACUCUCCAUAAGGCAGAGAUUUGGGCCGAUAUGUCUCUUCGGCGCCAAGUCCGCGGCUUCCGGCUGACUCCUUCCGGCGGCACUCCCCGUUGGGCAUCCACAUCGUGNGGGCCUUCGGGGGCCAACCAGCUCAAAGCAGUCAGUCCCUCAUUUGAUCGGCCCCAAGAUGGUCCGCCGGGUAGCAGCAUUCUGCGAGUGACUCAGCUGGGUCUCAACCUGACAAGCAACGGAGCCAAGAUUUGCAUCACCCUCAAACCCAACAGCGCCGGUCAGGGCUGCACCACGCUGGAGCAGCUGUGCGUUCCACCCAAUGGCAUGGCGCCGGGGUCGUGCAUAGCCGCCAUGUUUGAUUACUCGCUGGACUGCUGCCCAAUUACACGCACAG
Molecule: messenger RNA, 480 nt
Organism: Volvox carteri f. nagariensis
Lineage: Eukaryota; Viridiplantae; Chlorophyta; Chlorophyceae; Chlamydomonadales; Volvocaceae
Gene: phV25
Product: extracellular matrix glycoprotein pherophorin-V25
Exons: 4
Source: RefSeq, a predicted model, not a curated record